AUGGGCCUUUCCGAGCUACCCAUCGAGAUUUUGUGGAUUAUUGCGUCCUAUCUCUCAAGCCAGCGCAAUAUCUACGCCUUGGUUAAAACCAAUCGUCGCCUACACCAAAGCCUUGAGAAGUACCUACUCUAUUGGAACGCUCAGUAUAAUCAUGGAUCGGCGCUUUUAUUUGCUGUUAAGCACAGCGGGCUUGUUCCACGAAUUCGAACCAUUCUGGUCGGAUUAGAUAUUGCCCGUACUCGGCCUCACUCAACACGGAUGUUAUCUCCCCGGAAAGCAAAGCGGUAUACGGAUGAUGAUUCGAACGAGGAAGAAGAAUUAAGCGACGAAGAGGAAUCAAGCGACGAAGAUCCUUGUCUACGAAGAAUGAUAGGAAGAGGAAUGAUUCGACGGGGGUUUCUAAAUACCACUAAUCCUUACUGGGCGGAUGUGUACACUCACCCACUUCUCUUGCAAAGAUAUUGCAUUCCGAGUACCCUUAACAUCCAGCAUGCUCUAGUGGUGGGUAUUCAAACUAGAAACACCGAGGCUAUCGAGGCCUUGCUGCAAUUUGGCGCAGAGGUGAAUUUCUAUCGCGGACAUCGUGCCGGAGAGCCAUUCUCAAAACAUAGAGGCAGACGAUGGCUUAGUCAUUCGCUUGAUAUUGAUAACCCGCCCUUGUUUACGGCUGUGCAGUAUGGAAACCUUGAGAUAGUCAACAAGUUACUCGAGUGUGGUGCUGAUCCACAGCGCUAUACUCCUUCACCCUUAUACCGUGCCGUUGAGGAUGGUCGGCGAGACUUGAUUUCUGCAUUACUAAAACAUGAUGUGAGAUCACAGAAAGCAGCUUUAAAGCUUGCUGUGUUACGAGGAGAUUAUUCUAUGGUUGAGUUCCUUCUCUCUGCUGGUUUAAGCGCUUCAGAGCACGGGCAUGCUGGACUAUACGCUGCUGAAAUGAAGGGCUACGAGGAUAUCACUACUUUAUUGAAGCUUCAUGGUGCUACUGUCGAUGCGCUCUCCGAAGCCGACAAAAUGAAGUGGGCAACAGAGGACAAAGACGGGACUGAUCCGCCGACCUACUACCGGUGCUUUAUUCAAACUUCCCCAGAGAUUGACGAGUCUGAGUAA
Molecule: messenger RNA, 1107 nt
Organism: Penicillium subrubescens
Lineage: Eukaryota; Fungi; Ascomycota; Eurotiomycetes; Eurotiales; Aspergillaceae
Exons: 2
Coding region: 1-1107 (368 amino acids)
Molecular function (GO): protein binding
Source: RefSeq, a predicted model, not a curated record